AUGGACCAAGAAAAGAUACCUCCCAGUUUCAAAUUAGAGAGAUUCUUCGCCAAAUAUGAAUUUUCUGUCAAACACCUUUUGUGUUGUUCGGAUGCUGAAGCAAUACAAAUGACGGACCUAAUAGCUAGGGCUGAUGAGGAAUGUAAGACAAUGUGGAACAAUUUACAGUUAUCUUACAUAGAAAGCACUGGACAUCCUUUACUGAGAGCAGAAAUUUGUAAACUAUAUCCCGGUAUUACCCCAGAAGAAACCCAGGUGGUUGUUCCACAAGAAGGAAUUUAUAUUGCAAUGAAAGCCUUCAUGGAUACCUUUGUGAAGGACAAACCUGCUUCCAGGCCCCAUGUUAUUGCGACAUUUCCUGGAUAUCAGAGUCUAUAUGGUAACUUAGAACUUGACGGAGCUGAUGUGACGUAUUGGAAACCUCAAUAUUGUGAGGAUAAGGGGUGGGAAUUUGAUAUUGGUCAGCUCAAGACGCUACUGAAACCAGAUACAAAACUUCUGGUUGUUAAUUUCCCCCAUAAUCCAACUGGUUGGCAACCAAACCAUCAACAAUGGCAGCAGCUCAUUGCAUUAUGCAAGGAGAGGAAUAUAUAUCUGUUUUCUGAUGAAAUGUAUCGUUUGAGUAACAACACUGAGACUGAGGCUUUGCCUUCAGCUUGUACCUUAUACAAUAAUGCAGUUACUCUUUGCGGUUUAUCGAAGACUUUUGCUUUACCUGGUUUACGAAUCGGCUGGUUGUCUACAAAAAAUAAAGAAUUGAUGGAGAAAUUUCAAAGUUUUAGAGAUUGGUUGACAAUAUGUUCAUCAACACCAAGUGAAGUAUUGGCUAUUAUUGCUCUACGCAAUAAGGAUUGGGUUAUAGAGCACACCAUGAAUAUUAUCAAGACCAAUCUUACAAUAUUAGAGCAAUUCCUCAAGAAGCACUCUGAUAGUUUAGAGUGGCAUCGACCAGAUGCUUCUACGGUAGCAUUUAUCAAAGUGAAAAACAAGGUUUUAAAGCAACAUAGUGGCUCUGUGGCUAAAUGGUGUGACUAUUUAGCCCAUCAUGCUGAAGUACUCUUACUGCCUUCAACAGCCUACGAUUAUGAGGACGGUUUUGUUAGAAUUGGAUUUGGUAGACGAAAUAUGAAAGAAGCUUUGAAGACUCUUGAAAAGCAUAUUUGA
Molecule: messenger RNA, 1164 nt
Organism: Lottia gigantea (owl limpet)
Lineage: Eukaryota; Metazoa; Mollusca; Gastropoda; Lottiidae
Exons: 1
Coding region: 1-1164 (387 amino acids)
Biological process (GO): biosynthetic process
Molecular function (GO): catalytic activity; pyridoxal phosphate binding
Source: RefSeq, a predicted model, not a curated record